AUGGAGACGCGGGGCAUCAUCCAGUCGCGCACAGACUCCAAUGGAGGCGCACGGCCACGACCACGCUGCCUGGCCACCUUCGUGACUUUAUUUGGAGACUGGGCUGGGGACUACUUCCAACUCGGGACAGGCUUGAGCGUUGGGGAGUGUCACGACCACGACACCGGCACCCUCGAAGGAGCCCACGCCGGCCUCAACGCCUGGCACUCCGAGAUGCGGCAGCCCUCCGAGUAUGACUUCAACACCGAACUUGACAGAAGCAGCUUCACGGAAAUCCUGGAAGACGCCAUACAGGUAGUGUACGAGGCGGUAAAGCUCCCAGCAGCUUCCGCUAACGGGAAACCGCACCGUCCCCUGAAUCCUGAGAAUGCUCAGCAGAUUCAGAGACUGUACCGACGGAACCGUCGACGUGCAGUGAGGCUGAUCGUGGAGGGCGAGACACGUUUGUGCCCGAUCCCCCUUGACGAACUAGAUGAGCACUUCAGUGAGACUUGGGGGCCACGCGAAGCCGACACUACGCUCCUUCUGAGCAAGGUGAAGCGGAGCGACAUAGCCGAAGUCAGCCUCGCGCGAUUCACGGAUGGUGAGGUAGUUUCUCGCCUCCGCAAGUGUGAGAACACUGCCCCCGGAAGUGACCGCCUCACCUACCAACAUUGGCGCUCAACUGAUCCAGAUGCCGUCUUUCUCACUGCAGUGUUCAACGUCUGCCUGCGGUACCGGAGGACGCCUGCUGCCUGGAAGGAGUCGCGGACCGUGCUGAUCUACAAGAAGGGGGACCCCAGGGACGCCGCAAGCUGGCGGCCCAUUGCCCUUGGGAGCACGAUAUCAAAACUGUACGCGGGGUGCUUGGCAUCUCGUUUGCAGGAGUGGAUCGUCUCUCAAGAAGUGCUCUCCCGUUGCCAAAAGGGGUUCCUGCCGUGCGAUGGUGUGUACGAACACAACUUCGUACUGCAGGAGUGCCUGCACGCGGCAAGGGUCGGCGGUGGGCAGUUGUGUGCGGAGUUCCUGGAUUUCGCCAACGCGUUUGGCUCGGUCCCCCACAACGCCCUCAUCGACGCCCUGCACGGAGCGGGCGCGGGAGCUGACUUCUGUUCUAUUGUUGCCGAUCUUUACAGGGACAACAAGACCAGCAUCAUCGCGGAGGCAGGGAGCACGUCACCGAUCGAGAUCUCCGCCGGCAUACGACAGGGUUGCCCACUGAGCGGCCUCCUGUUCAACCUGGUGCUCGACCCAGUCGUGCGUGCGCUACAGGGAGGCGACAAGCAACACAACGUGCUCGCUUACGCCGAUGAUCUGACGCCGCUGGCUGACGACCCAGUUUCGCUGCAGGGCCGCAUUAACGUAGCGGCAACCCUCUCGAGCCGGCUCGGGCUGCGUCUCAACCCCGCGAAGUGCAAGUCACUGCACCUCUCCGGGAAGACACCCGUGGGGACAAGACCUACGACCUUCACGGUCUAUGGCACCCCAAUAUCCUCGAUCGGUGACUUCGAGGCGCACGCCUUCCUCGGACGGCCAGUGGGAUUCUCGGUGCUACCGGACCGGGCGACCGUGGACGAGGCCAUCAGCGUGGGUCGCCGCCUGCUCACCUCGAUGCUCGCCCCAUGGCAGAGAUUGGACGCCGUUAAAACUUUCGUAUUUCCGGCGCUCAACUUUUCCAUGAGGUGUGGCUCCCUUGGUAAAGCAGAGUGGUCUCGCCUGGACACAACACUUCGCCCGCUGAUCAAAAAGACGCUCUACCUGCCCGCGAACGCUACCAACGACUACCUUUACGGUAGCUCCGCGGCUGGCGCGAUCGGCAUCCCGGUAGCAGCGGAAAUCAGCGACGUCUGCAGAAUUGAUAAUGCUUUCAAAUUGCUUUCUUCUGCAGACAAGGAAGUCCGGGACCUGGCGUUGCGGGCGCUCACGGACGUGACCAGCAAGCGACUGCGGCGGCCUGCAGAUCCCUGGGACGUGGCGGCCUACCUGAGCGGCGAGACGGAGGGAGAGUUCCGGGCCACGGCAACACAACUCCAGUCCGUGUGGACGGAGGCCCGCAAGGCUUCUCGGCGACUCGGUGUUGCCUGGGAGCUGGAAGAAGGCCCGCGUAUCUCGAGGGGUGACGUGACAGUUGGUCCGAGGAAGCGCACCAAGGUGGUGAGGACACUCCGGAUGGCACUGACGCACGCACGAAUUCACGAUCUCCACCAAAAACCCAACCAGGGGAAAGUGAUGGAGUGCAUCGCCGCUGACCGGAGCAGUUCCCACUUUGUGCGUACCGGCCAAUUCACAAGGUUUACCGACUGGCGUUUCGUUCACCGGGCUCGACUUAACGUCGUUCCCCUGAACACAGCGAGGCCAUGGGCAACGGACGUGGACCAACGGUGUAGGGUGUGCGGCUCUCAUCCCGAGACGCUGCCACACGUCCUGUGUAACUGCAUGACUCACAGUCAAGCAUACACCAGCCGCCACAACCAGAUCGUUAACCGAGUGAAAGCCGCAGCCUCCACCAGGUUCACUGUCACCCACGAGAACCGGCCAGUGGGCACGACUAACCUCCGUCCCGAUCUUGUUCUUUGCAGAGGCGAGGAGGCGAUCAUCGUGGACGUGACCUGCCCCUUUGACAACCGGCCUGCAGCCCUGAUCGAGGCCCGCCAGAAAAAGGAGGAAAAGUACAAGCCAGUCCGGGAGUACCUGCAGCGGAAGUACCAGAAGGUGUCCGUGGAGGCGAUCGUCGUCGGAGCCCUCGUAUCCUGGGAUCCCCGGAACGACCGCGUCAUGCGGUGCCUUUGCAGCAAGAAGUACCUGCGGCUGUUCAAGAAGUUGGCUGUCAGAGAGACCAUCGCAGCAUCCCGCAACGUCUACGCUGACCACAUCGCCGCCAAAGUUUUCCGACGAGUCAUCUGCGUGUGCCCGGGGUCUCGCCCUCAAGACGAGGACCCCCAGGGGACCCUCAAGAUCAUCCCAGACCAGCUGUGCACACUCCUGGCGCCCCCUAGCUGA
Molecule: messenger RNA, 2979 nt
Organism: Dermacentor silvarum
Lineage: Eukaryota; Metazoa; Arthropoda; Arachnida; Ixodida; Ixodidae
Exons: 5
Coding region: 1-2979 (992 amino acids)
Source: RefSeq, a predicted model, not a curated record